Messenger RNA from Lobosporangium transversale, 4333 nucleotides. RefSeq lists its product as hypothetical. The transcript has 8 exons. Lineage: Eukaryota; Fungi; Mortierellomycota; Mortierellomycetes; Mortierellales; Mortierellaceae. Gene Ontology annotation, molecular function: DNA binding; DNA-directed RNA polymerase activity. The record is from RefSeq and is a predicted model, not a curated record. Gene Ontology annotation, biological process: DNA-templated transcription. Bases 75 to 4259 code for a protein of 1394 amino acids.
CGUGUUCACAACAUCUUUGCUUCUGAAUUUUGACCUGGACAUCCUUUUCGGACCAACAUUCAAAUUUACUUAGAAUGAAGGAACAGGUGCUUGAGCAGGCGCCCAAGAAGAUCAAGCAAAUCCAAUUUGGUGUUCUUUCGCCACAGGAGAUUGUCAAUGUAUCAGAGUUCGAGGUCACUCAGCGUGAUCUGUAUACGGUUCAGGACCGUCAGCCAGUUAAAUAUGGAAUGCUCGAUUUGAGACUGGGUACCUCUGAUAAAAUCGCUUCCUGUGAGACCUGUGGUCUGAAGCAACAGGAUUGUAUCGGUCAUUUUGCCCACAUCAGGUUGUGUCUACCAGUCUUUCAUAUUGGAUACUUCCGAGCAGCCAUAGUUAUUUUACAAAAUAUUUGCAAGACUUGUAGUCGAGUCUUGUUGUCAGAAAAGGAUCGUCGUACAUAUUUGAGGAAGCUCCGUGCACCGAAUCUGGAAAAUUUGACUAGGAAAAAUGUCUGCAAGGCUAUCAAUGACAAAUGCAAGAAGGUAAUCCACUGCCCAUAUUGUGAGGGAAUCAAUGGGACGGUCAAGAAGGCUGGCGCGCUUAGAAUUGUACAUGAGAAAUUCCGGUCAAAGAAAGUUGCGGAUGAAUACGAGAAAUUCAAGAGCACGUUUAGUCAUGCAUUGGAGGCUGCACCGGAAAUGAAGGCUCAUAUUUCAAAGGCGCAGGAGGAUAUGAACCCCUUGAGAGUAUUGAACCUGUUCAAGGCCAUCACUGACGAGGACUGUGAGCUUCUAGGUAUGAAUCCAGAUCUUGGAAGACCUGAAAUGUAUCUUUGGCAGAACAUUUCCGUGCCCCCAGUUUGUAUUCGCCCAUCAGUUCAGCAGGAUGGUGCCAGUAACGAAGAUGAUAUCACUGUUAAAUUGACAGAAGUGAUCUUUACCAACGCUCACAUGCAAGCUGGUCUUAAUCAGGGUAUUGCUAUUCUUAAUUUGAUGGAUCUAUGGGACUUUCUUCAACUCUCAGUCGCUAUGUACAUCAACAGCGAACUACCGGGAGUAUCUAACUUACAGCCCGGAAAGCCAGUUCGUGGAUUCUGUCAGAGAUUGAAGGGAAAACAGGGUCGUUUCCGUGGAAAUUUAUCUGGAAAGCGUGUUGACUUCUCUGGACGCACAGUAAUUUCACCCGACCCUAACCUUCGCAUUGACCAAGUCGCUGUCCCUGAACUGGUCGCCAAAAACCUGACAUACCCAGAACGCGUUACCAGCCAUAAUAUUGAACGUCUUCGCCAGGCCAUUGCAAAUGGUACGGAGAUCCAUCCAGGAGCAAACUAUGUCACUCUGGGAUCCAACAAUAUGAAAAAGUCACUCAAGUUUGGAAACCGUGCUCAGAUUGCAGGGGAGAUUCAGGUCGGCGAUGUAGUUGAGCGCCAUCUUAAUGACGGUGAUGUCGUCCUAUUCAAUCGUCAGCCUUCACUUCACAAGCUUUCUAUCAUGGCUCAUUAUGCAAAAAUUCGGCCAUGGCGUACAUUCCGAUUCAAUGAAUGUGUCUGCAACCCCUAUAACGCUGAUUUUGACGGAGAUGAGAUGAACUUGCACGUUCCACAGACGGAGGAAGCUAGGACUGAAGCUAUCGAGUUGAUGGGCGUCAAAAAUAACUUGGUUACUCCUAGAAACGGGACCCCUCUUAUUGCGGCAAUCCAGGAUUUCAUCACUGCAUCAUAUCUCAUUACUCAAAAAGAUCUAUUUUUCGAUCGCUCACAGUUUGUUCAGAUUUGCUCAUACUUGGGGGAUGCAGAACUGAAAAUUGAUAUUCCACCACCUGCAAUCUUGAAACCAGCACAACGAUGGACGGGUAAACAAAUAAUCAGCGUCUUACUCAAACCUAAUAAGGAGUCAAAAGUAUUAGUCAAUUUGGAGGCGAAGACUCGCUCAUAUGACAAGGUCAAGCGUCCUGUCAUGGACAUGUGUAGGAAUGACGGCUACCUUGUGAUACAUAAUAGUGAAAUCAUGUGCGGCGUUUUGGACAAGUCAAUUGUUGGAGAUGGCAACAAAAGCUCGCUAUUCUACAUUGUCAUGCGCGACUAUGGCUCCAUUGAGGCGGCAAAAUGCAUGAACCGACUUGCUAAGCUCUGCGCUCGCUGGUUGGGGACCGUUGGAUUCUCGAUUGGUAUUAAUGAUGUCCAGCCUGGUGAAAUUUUGGCAUCCAAGAAGGAUGAGCUUGUCAAGAACGCCUAUGCUCACUGCGAUGACUUGAUUCAUCGUUCACUCAAUGGUCAGUUGGAAAAUCAACCUGGAUGCGAUAUUGAACAGACUCUCGAGGCCCUGAUUUCUGGAGAGCUGUCGCAGGUCCGUGACAAAGUUGGAGAUAUAUGUCUAACAGAGCUCAACAAGUACAACUCACCGUUGAUCAUGGCGACAUGUGGCUCUAAAGGUUCUAAGAUCAACGUGUCUCAGAUGGUUGCUUGUGUCGGUCAACAAAUUAUCAGUGGUAAACGUAUUCCAAAUGGUUUCCAAGAUAGAUCCUUACCUCAUUUCUUGAAAAAUUCCAAGGUUCCUCCGGCCAAGGGUUUCGUUCGCAACAGUUUCUACAGCGGGUUGACACCUACUGAGUUCUUUUUCCACGCUGUCUCUGGUCGUGAAGGUCUAGUUGACACAGCUGUAAAAACCGCCGAAACCGGCUACAUGCAGCGUCGUCUUAUGAAGGCUUUGGAAGAUCUGACUACACAUUACGAUCUUUCGGUGCGAAACUCUGUGGGGGCCAUUAUUCAAUUCACUUAUGGAAGCGACGGCCUUGACCCUGCAGUACUUGAAGGCAACGGUAUACCUGUUUUAUUUGACCGUAACUUUGUCAGUACUCUUCACAUGUUACCCCCAACAGAGGACGACAAGAAGCUGCUACCCUGGCAGAUCAAUGAGUAUGCUGAGAAGGAGGUAGCGUCAUCACGCUGGGCUAAGAACUGCUCCAAGGAGUUUAUUUUGGCUGUAGUAACAUUUGUUAAGACACAUAUUGCGGGAAAGCUCAAGAUUAUUCGCGAAGCUUACGGUAUGAUGUCAGGAGAACAUAACCCCGGCGAGGAGUAUGAGGAUAUGGACAUUGACGAAGAGGAGCCGGAAGAGGUCAAGAGGAUUGUCAACAAUAAACUCACUGUUACGGAACGCCAAAUGGAACGCUUCAUGUAUGUUUGCUGGGACAAAUUCAUGAAGGCCAAGAUCGAACCUGCGUCAGCCGUGGGUGCUGUCGGAGCGCAGUCCAUUGGAGAGCCUGGCACACAGAUGACGCUGAAGACGUUCCAUUUUGCUGGUGUCGCAUCUAUGAACAUCACACUGGGAGUGCCACGUAUCAGGGAAAUCAUCAACGCCGCGAAGGCUAUUGCCACACCAAUUAUUACAACACGUCUAGUUAAUAACACAGAUGUCAAAGCUGCACGUAUCGUCAAGGGAAGAAUCGAAAAAACCAUGCUUGGGGACAUUGCAGAGUUCAUUGAAGAGGUCUACAAGCCUGAUGAAUGUUACAUUGGAGUUCGUCUGGAUAUGGAGGCAAUACGUCGUUUACAGCUUGAAACUGACCUGGAUGAAGUUGCAAAGGCCAUUGGAUUGGAACCAAAACUCAAGAUCGGAACUAAUAACGUGCAGUCUCAUAAACCCGACCGUCUACGUAUUUAUGUACAGUCCAAAGAUCCUGCAGGACUUUAUUACUCAAUUAAGAAACUUAAGAGAGCCCUGCCUGAGAUUAUUAUCAAAGGCCUUCCUCAAGUUAACCGUGCAGUCAUUAACGAAAUCCAGGGAAGUGGUGGUAAGAAGGAACUGCUUGUGGAGGGCUAUGGUCUACGUGAGUUAAUGAAUACAGAAGGAGUAGUUGGAACUCAAACACGCUCCAAUCACGUUAUGGAGGUAUGGAAAGUAUUGGGUAUUGAAGCUGCAAGACGUACUAUCUUGGACGAGAUUAAGAGUGUCAUGGACUCUCAUGGACUGACCAUUGAUCCGCGUCACGUUAUGUUGUUGGGAGAUAUUAUGACAUCAAAGGGAGAGGUACUGGGUAUUACGCGUUUUGGUAUUGCCAAGAUGAAGGACAGUGUGAUGAUGCUGGCGUCGUUUGAAAAGACGACCGAUCACUUGUUUGAGGCGGCGCUGUAUUCUAAAAAGGAUGCGAUUGAGGGAGUAUCCGAGUGCAUCAUCAUGGGUAUUCCUAUGUCGAUUGGAACUGGUCUUUUCAAGCUGAUUAAGCGGGACAGUGCCCAUGAUCGAAUUCCUCCUCGUCGCAGACUGCUUUUUGAUCCAUAGCAAUGCAAAACAACAUAUUCAUAUACAAUAAUAAUUUUACUUCAGUGUCUGAGAAGAAAACUUGUCAUAGCUCU